Messenger RNA from Fundulus heteroclitus (mummichog), 2372 nucleotides. RefSeq names its product lymphotoxin-alpha. Gene Ontology annotation, molecular function: tumor necrosis factor receptor binding. Gene Ontology annotation, cellular component: membrane. NCBI's taxonomy places the organism in Eukaryota, Metazoa, Chordata, Actinopteri, Cyprinodontiformes, Fundulidae. Bases 152 to 958 code for a protein of 268 amino acids. The transcript has 5 exons. The record is from RefSeq and is a predicted model, not a curated record. Gene Ontology annotation, biological process: immune response.
GCGUAACAAACUGCUCCACAAUGGAUGCGCUCCAUGUGAAGUGUCCGCGCAUUCUGCUCCUUUUCACAGGGAGCUGAAGGUGGUGGAUCUGCAGGGACAGCCACGUUUCUUUGCAGCGCAGCUUUCAACGUGGGCGACCGCGCGCUGAUAAAUGGAGAUGCUCGCAGGCAGUCGGGACGUAUUCCGCCAACAGAAGGGCAGAGGCAUGGAGAACGAGAGCUGCUGGCGCGCCCGCGAGGGAGGAGCGGAGACAGAGGCAGAGGCAGAGGCAGAGGCAGGCCUUCGGUGCCAGAACAGCCUCUACAUUCAGCUCCUGAAAGAGAAGCACAGGCGACGGAUGGCCCAGUUCGCGGCUGUGGUGCUACUUCUGCUGCUUGGCGGAGUCCUGGCGCUAUUCCUGACGUUCAGACUCGAGCGGCCAUGCGCCUCUGCUCCUGACAGUGGGACCAUGGUUGAUGCUGACACCCAUUCAUCAGGCACUGCUGAAAAGAUGCAGCAAGAGGACAGUGCAAAGCAGCCUCCAAGUGCCAUGCUGACAGUGCUGUCCCAUAACAACACGUUUGGAAAAUAUCUUCUCUGGGAAGACAAACUUGGACAAGCGUACAUUGAAGGCGGCUUCAGCUACAGCAACGGGAGUCUAGUUGUCCCCAGAAAGGGCCUCUACAGAGUCUUCCUGCAGCUGACGUUCCGGAUUCAGAGCGGCGAGUGUUCCAAAAACGAGGUCCUCACCCUCUCCAACAGCGUGAAUGUCUUCAAAAAUAGCUACCCAAUUGACCACCUGCUCCUGUCCACAGUCGACACAGUGGUGUGCGGCCACAGAUCAUGGGAAAAAUCUCUCUUUACGUCCGGCUUAUUUAAACUGGAUGCUAAGGACAAACUGCGUGUCACUUCAACUCAUCCGAGCUACUUAGAUAGGAAAGAACAAACGGUGUUCUUUGGAGCUGAACUCAUCUUUUGAUUUGUGGUCAGAUUGUUGGUUAUUUCCAGGUCUAGCUACGGAAUUGCUUCAAUAACUAUUGAAGUAAGCAGUGCAGGUUUAUGGUUUACGGUAAAGUAAUCAGCGCACUCAUGCAGCACGGAGUAAAACCUUCUCAGCAGUAGUUUAGCUUCAUUUCCAUGAUCUUUCUUUUGCUAACAGCUGCCUAAACAUUGAUGCAAUUAAACUACACUAAUAUAAUGUAUAUUUUUUGUAGCAUAUUCCAUGGUAUACAUGUAUUAAAUUUAUUAUAUUACGUUGUUAUACUGGGAACAAUAUUUCUGUGUUUAUAGAAAGCAUUUAAUUUAUUUUAAUUUAAUAUACAAAAGGACGUGCACUUUGGGGUUUAUCUCGGGCUUGGAGUUGUAUUGCGGUUUUUUUUUCACUGGAAACCAAGUUGUUAUGGAGCAAGUAACCAAGUAAAUGACUACGAGAGAUUUCUGCCCUCUACAUCUGGUUACAAGUAAAUGUGCUGCAGGUAUCAUUAAGCUUUACUGUUCCCAGAAUUCAGGAUAAGCAUUGCUUUGUUUAUUUUUAAUAUCAGCCGCCUAAAAUAAAUCUAAUAGCAUUAUUAAAAUAUUCAUUUUGGCCAUAAUCAAUUUUCUUCUUAUUUAAUUUUUAGAACUAAGUCUAAGACAAAUCACUUCAAAUGUAACCCUUGAUGGAGACCGGGUCAAAAUCUAAAUAGCUGUUACAGAAAUUUCUGAGGUCAGUCAGUCUUUUAGAGCCAAUAUAAAUACUGUAUGAUGCUGAUAAGUUUAAUAAUUCUUAAUUUGAAAGGGCGGUACUGUAUAUGAGACAAUUUGUAUACGAAAGCCACUUCUUUGAGAAUAGAAGCUACAGACAGGAAACAGGAAAGAUUAGGCAGACUAUGAUCAAGGAUUUGGAGAUUUGUCCGUUGGUGGGCGUCCAGGGAAUUAAGGCAAUUGCUCCGUAAAAAUGGCAAUUUCUGGGAAGGCUGGUGUGGUUUAAGUCCUUCAGAUCUACGAUUCACUGAUAGAAUCCACUUAGUGGAUUCUUCAAAGCACAUUUGAAGAGUAGAAAGCUGACAUGUUGGAGAUGCAAACCCAGAGGAUGUGUUCUAUGAAAAGAUUUAACCCAAGUUCUGUCUACUGCCUCUUUGGACCUGAACAAAGAAUCACUGAUGUACAUUAGAAAUCUGUUGAAAUAUUUGUUUGGCUUUUCACUUUGUUAUUUUUCUAUUAAAGGCGAUGCUUUAUUUUGUGCUAAAAUUUGUUGGUACCUGAUUGUUUAAAUCCUGGCAAGCAGUCUGUUCUCCAUUAAAUGGUGUGACUUUUCCUGCUGGGAGCACGAUGCGCCUCUGGGAACUCAACAGUUGUGUGUGCGUGUGUAAUGUUGGUCAGGGUUUCUGCAAUAAAGAUGAAUUCUAAAAGCA